UCUACUGUUAAAUAUGGAGGCGUAAGCAUAAGGCUGUGGUGCUGCUUUUCUGCCAAUGGACUAGGCAACAUAAAGUGGAAGGAAUCAUGAGGAAAGUGCAGUACAUCAAGAUUCUUGAAGGAAAUAAGCAGGCAGCAGAGAAUCUGAACCUGGGGGAGCAUUGAAUAUUGUCAGGAAAAUGAGCCAAAGUAUACAGCCAAGGUGGAGAAGAAAUGGUUCCAGGACAAUGACAUUGGUGUUAUGAAGCCAUCGAGAACCUAUGGAUGGAGCUCAGAAAAUGGAUGACAGUAUGGAAACCUCCAACCUCAGAGAUCUGGAAACAUUUGCAAAGGAGGAAUGGUCCAGAAUUCCUACCGAUACUCCCAAGAAGCUUGUGAGCAAUAUUGUUGGAGGCUGUGAUAAAAACUAACGGGUUUGCAAAUGAUUAUUGAGACUGGGUAUGAAUAAUUUUGGACACUGUAACUGAAAAAAUGAAGGAAUGUCUUGUAUUUGAGACAGGAGUAUAAACAAUUUUGGUAAUGGAUCACUCGUCACGGACGUACAUAAUGGGAGGAAGAAAUCGUUUAUGUGGAGACAAAACAAAUCGGGCCAGAAAAGAGAUAACAACUGAGUGCGCAAAUCGGACCAAGAGAUAGGACAAUCACUUAUGUUGACGGACUAAAGUGUCAUCCUUCAAAACGCUGUUACAACGUCACUUCAAUAUCAAAAGUAAAAGCAGGACAGAGUCCUACAAUGUAAUAACUCACCCUUUUUAUCCAUCAGCCACAUAAACAAGACGAAAGGAAUGAAGCCGACGGGACCCCACAGGACCAAGACAGCAAUGUCCGACUUGGUAAAUCCAAAAGCAUGAACCGCCGAGUUCUGAAUUGGACCCCAAAAGUUCCACACCAUUCCUUGUAAAAGGCCCAGUAGUGAAAACAGGGUCAAAACCAGCCAUCUUCGCCCGUACACCCUGCUGUUCACUGGCGGACUGUUCGUCUCCGCGUAAGACGGGACUAGCAGAGGCUCUCUCUCGGUCUCGGUGCUAGAAGCAGCACCCAUGAUGACCGUCUGCAGGUGAAUACACGUUAAAAGUCCAGAUUUAAUCACCGGACCGAAGAGUAAAACAGGCGUCUGACACCUUUUCGGAAGACCAUACAAACAAUAACAGCGCACUGCCUUUGGUUUAGUUGCUCAACUUUACUGCGCAUGUUCCAACGGAAAUGAACCAACAAAUGGAAACUGGCAUCCUUCGUUCGCCAUUUUGGGUUGUUUUUUUACGUCAGUUUGAGCGCAAAUUACCAAUACAUAUCAGAGCCGUAAUGGCGCUGUUACGCGGGGGCGGGACAUAUCUGCAUCGACGCCUUGCGCAAGGACGCGCAGUCAUGUGACAUUUGUUUACUUCCGCAUGCCUCUCUAAUACACGUGUUGUGAAAGCAUGAACGCCUUCAGUCCAGAGGAGACUCGGACAAUCCUGCGGGAUCUUCAGCAACCUGCUGUCUUCUUGGACAUGACCCAAAACUGGCCUGUUCGCAAUUGGACUGCAGCUCAUCUGAGCACUUGCCUGGGCGACAGACAAACACAAUUCCGACUGGGAAGAUUAAAGGGCAGCAAUGCGCCUCUCUUUGAAACCCAGUGUGCCUACGAAGACGCUACCUUGAGUCAGUUUCUUAACUGGAGCCAAAAUCAGACUGGAGCUGAUAUUGGCCAUUUCUCCAAAUAUCCACGCUCGGACUACUGGGCCUACGCAGACUACAAGUACAUCGCCAUGAUGUUUGAAGACCAGCCAGAAUUGUAUGAGGAUGUGAAGUGGUCUGAAUUUGGAUUCAGUGGACGGGACGGGAGAGAGAGCACCUUAUGGAUUGGAACAAAGGGAGCAAACACCCCCUGUCACCAGGACUCUUACGGGUGUAACCUGGUGCUGCAGGUGCAAGGACGGAAGCGCUGGCACCUGUUUCCUCCAGAAGACACAUCCAAACUAUAUCCCACCAGGAUCCCCUACGAGGAGUCCAGUGUCUUCAGCCAGGUGGACGUUCUCCACCCAGACCUGAGGAGGUUUCCUGCUUUUCACUCAGCGAGAGUCCACUCCGUCACCCUGGAGCCUGGACAGGUACUGUUCGUCCCCCGACACUGGUGGCACUACGUGGAAUCCAUUGAUCACAUCACUGUCAGCGUCAACACAUGGAUUGAGCUGGAAGAGGACGACGUGGCCAGAGUGAGCGAGGCAGUGACCAGGGCUGUGGUCUGUGCGCUCAAGUCCGCACCGUGUGAGGACAACACUGAUGCCUGGCUCAACCCCACUGAGACGGGAGUGACCCCUCACCAGGAGAACCUGCAGUACCUGAACCUGGCAGUGGAGUCUUGCUCCCAGAGACUGAGGCAAGCACAGGCCCUGGACCGUAAAAGCCAUUCCCGAGUUAAACGAGACUUCAGAGGACAGCUGAGGAAGAGUUGUACCGCUGACAGGGACGCUGCUGCUCUUCCUUUUGGACCUCACUUGGUACCAGUGUGUGGAGCAAAGGAGCACAAAUGCGUGUGCGUCGUUGACAGUGGAGCCGGUGGUGACACUCCUCCCAUGGAUCACAAGUGUGAAGCGAUGACACAGAGUGACUGCUCUGACUCAUCUUCAGAGAACCACGUGGAUCAACAGCGCACCGGUUUGACCACUAAUGACCUGCUCGAGUGUCUGGUCCAUCCUGAUGUCAUCGCCCGGGUCACUCAGCUCUUACUGGACACACACGCUAACAGGAGGUGACUGUGUUGCUCAACAAAGCACUCCAUCAAUGACACCUUCCUUCAGGAGUACAUUCUGGGUUGCAUCCUUUCAUCAUGAGUCUCUUCUACACAUGAUCUCAGGGACUCGCCACUUUCCUUGUCACCCACCCUGCAGCAUGUCAACAUGCAGUAUUUAGUUGCAGUGGUCGGUACCUAGCGAAGUAAACAGAUAGUCAUUAUUAGCAAGACCAUUGGUCAUCUGUGAAUAAGCGACAAAUGUGGUUGAAAUAGGAAUCAUUGUAAAGUCCAUAAAGCCAUUCCUGUAUUACAAUAUUUUUGCUCUUCAUUUAAUAAUGAAAAAAACUGUGUGAAAGAUCAUCAA
This is a messenger RNA of Synchiropus splendidus (mandarinfish), 3076 nucleotides long. RefSeq names its product hspb associated protein 1 (gene hspbap1). Gene Ontology annotation, molecular function: 2-oxoglutarate-dependent dioxygenase activity. Lineage: Eukaryota; Metazoa; Chordata; Actinopteri; Syngnathiformes; Callionymidae. The record is from RefSeq and is a predicted model, not a curated record. Bases 1418 to 2734 code for a protein of 438 amino acids. The transcript has 8 exons.